Punica granatum (pomegranate) is the source of this 899-nucleotide messenger RNA. The record is from RefSeq and is a predicted model, not a curated record. Lineage: Eukaryota; Viridiplantae; Streptophyta; Magnoliopsida; Myrtales; Lythraceae.
GUUGAUGGCCCCCCACCAUUUCUUGAUUUUUUUUAUUUCUUAUACAAUGAAAUAAAUAUUAAUACUAGUAGUUUUUAAUUAAAGUACAGAGAGUCCCAACAUCGAAUAAUUUUCUCAUAUCACUUAUUAUCGUUCGCCUCUGGGCUACGUCUUUGAUAUCAUUUCUUGAACUUUUAAUAAGCCAUACCCACCUUUCCCUCUAAACUCUCUGUCUCACUCUCUUCCUCUCUGUCUCAGUAGUGCUGCAUAGCGAGUAGGGGGGGCAAGGAAGUAGAAAGCACCCAGAGGAGCAAGAAGAAGAAGAAGAAGAAGGCAGGAGUGGAGAGAAAUCAUGGGUGCCGGUGAGAAGAAAGUCUUCACUUUGGCUCAAGUGUUCCAGCACAGCUCCCGCGAGGAUUGCUGGCUCCUCAUUGGUGGCAGAGUAUACGAUUUGACCAAGUUUUUGGAAGAACAUCCUGGAGGCAGUGAUAUCUUACUCUCAGUAACAGGCAAAGAUGCAACCGUUGAUUUCGAAGACGUUGGACACAGUCCUGGUGCUAGGAACAUGAUGGAACAGUACUAUGUGGGAGAUAUCGAUGACUCAUCUACCCCAGUAAAGAGGGCCGACACACCCCCGAAGCCUAAUAACCAGGACAAGACAGCGGAGUUCAUUGUGAAGAUCCUCCAGUUCCUGAUACCCCUUGCUAUCCUAGGUUUAGCAUUUGGCAUACAUUUCUACAGCAAAUCCACUUGAAACGCUGGAAAUUAUUAUUUUUCAGCUUCUAUUACAUCUUGUGUUUUUUUCUUUGCAUUAAAAUGACAACAUUCAGCGAAUAAGAGAUCCGCUGGUAAUUUGUCAUGUAUGUUUGUACGACUCUAUUUGGCAUGCGAAAUUUUAUGGGAUCUCCAUUUCAGUGAUA